This is a messenger RNA of Zasmidium cellare ATCC 36951, 1053 nucleotides long. RefSeq lists its product as uncharacterized. The record is from RefSeq and is a predicted model, not a curated record. The coding region runs from base 1 to 1053 and encodes 350 amino acids. NCBI's taxonomy places the organism in Eukaryota, Fungi, Ascomycota, Dothideomycetes, Mycosphaerellales, Mycosphaerellaceae. Gene Ontology annotation, cellular component: endoplasmic reticulum; perinuclear region of cytoplasm; Golgi apparatus. The transcript is spliced from 2 exons. Gene Ontology annotation, biological process: positive regulation of protein ubiquitination; vacuolar transport; metal ion transport.
AUGAGCUCUCAGCGCUACGAGCGGAUCACGACAGAUGAUAGCGACGAUCAUGUAACAGGCCCAUCGCCGGCCGCCAUCCCCAACUCGCCACCGCCCUCCUUCCGCUCCCGAGCCUCGUCGCGCCGACCAUCGCGGGAUGAAGCUCAGCAGAACGAGGAAGAACGAGAUCUUGACGAUGCAUUUGACGCUCCCUCCGACGACGAUGACGACGACGAUGUUCGAGACCGGAGGCGAUUAAUUGUGACCAGCGACAAUACCACGGGUACACAAGAUGCAGCGCAGGCCAGCAGUGCGCUGAGGCCAGAUGGACCACAACGACAAGUCACGCAAUUGCCUGAUUUCACGCCCCAAGCAUCAAGUGGAAGAGUUAUCGGGAACAGCGCGAACGAUGGAGUGUGGGCGAACCUGAGUGCAAAGCCGCGGGCUGGAGAGGACGUUGACGAGAAGCCACCGACCUACGAACAGGCUGCGGCAGAUGCGACACCACCAUACUGGGAGACGACCGUCCUGUCGCCAUACGCCACAAUAGGCAACCCAGACGAUGUGUUCGUUGAUGGCCUGCUCGUUGGCUCACUCUUCUCGUUCAUCUGGAACGCACUGAUCUCGAUGUCCUUCCAGCUGAUCGGUUUCCUGCUCACUUACCUUUUACACACGACCCACGCCGCAAAGCAUGGUUCUCGAGCAGGCUUGGGGAUUACUCUCGUUCAGUACGGCUUUCAGAUGAGAUAUGCUGCUUCCAUGCCCGGACCAGGGGAACCAGCAGGACCUGGAAACGGCGCACCAAUGGACGGCAUACCCGAUGACCCCAAUUCACACGACUUCGACCCCAGCGAAGUAGCCGGUGGUGACGCUGCAGCAGCGGCCGUCGGCGGCAUAUCCACGAGCGAGUGGCUCUCAUAUGUUUUGAUGAUUGUUGGCUGGUUCAUAUUGAUUCGAGCAGUUUCAGACUUUAUGAAAGCUCGGAGGCAAGAGGCGCUUGUACGAUCAUCGCCCGAUCGAGGACUGGGCGUUGCGGUCGUCGCCGAGAAUGAGCGGCCUGAGACUAGCGUUUGA